AUGGUCAAGAUCAGAAAAAGUGAGCGACUUCUGUUCACCUCAUGGAUCCUCUUCCCCUUCCCCGGUGUAUGAACUCUCACUCACUGACCCCGAUCGUCGUGCCUUCGCAACAGAGUCGAGCAAGCGAACGACGACCCACAUGAGGUCCAAGGUGGCCAAGAAGGUGUCCGAGUCGCACCGCAAGGCCAAGAAGACGGCCAAGAAGGACGUUACGUGGAAAUCGAGUAAGUUGGGAUGGAUCACGGCUAUUUGUGAAGACUACGACCUGGGGAUCCACGCGAUUCCGAACGGCCCGUCUUCGCAAUCAAGGAGCAGGAUCCGAAGUGUGAUGAGCCAAUGCAGGAUACUGCAGGAUACGACAUUCAAAUUAGAUUCAAGCUCGGCAUAUCGAGACCACGCACACUGACUAUCAUUCAUCUCUCGCCCCAUCUCAGACAAACCCAAGGAGCUCGGUAUUCCCAAUUCGUUCCCGUACAAGGACCAAUUACUCGCCGAAGCGGCUGCAGAGAAAGCUCAGGUAUGCAUACUUGCCUAUCUUUUGUUUUGAAAGAGGAAGAAGACUGACCUGUUCCCUCCUCUCUCGCACGGCGAAUCCUCGUUCCACUCCUCCCUCGACCCCCUGUCCUGCUCUACCCGCCCUCUCCCCACCUGUCAGGCCGAAGCUGAGAAACAAGCGCGACGAGAAGCCUCUCGAAACGGUACAUCCGCCACCUUAGCCUCAACAGCCGCUCUUGCCGCGGCCCUCGCCGCCGACUCUCAACGACUCGAAGAUGAAUCCGCCUUCUCAGACGAAGAGGAGGGCGAAGCUCAAGUCAACGACGCGAGUCUCAAGUUGCACGCCAAGAGUUUGAGGAAGGUGUUGGAGGCGAGUGAUGUGUUGAUUGAGGUCCUGGAUGCGAGGGAUCCGGUCGGGACGAGGUGUAGGGCUGUCGAGAGGGAGUUGAAAGGUUUGGAUGGGGGGAGGAAGAAGCUCGUGUUGGUGCUUAACAAGAUCGGUGAGUGGCUGUCGUUCAGGUCCUGAUCUACGGCAUGACCUUUAAUUCUGGAGUCUUGUCACACACAGAUCUUGUUCCCCCUCCCGUCGUGCAAGCCUGGCUCGCGUACCUGCGCACCCAAGCUCCCACAAUUCCUUUCAAAUCCUCUACGCAGCAACAACGCCAACACCUCUCCGCAUCCUCCGCCCACACACCCACGAACGCCUCGGGAUCCUCGACCAAGCCCUUGAUGGAAUUGAUCAAAGGCUUCCGCAUCAAUCCUACACCUUCCACUUCGACCGAACAAAAAGUGAAGCAUUCGUUGACGAUCGGAUUGAUUGGCCACCCGAACGUCGGCAAGAGUAGUUUGAUCAAUACGCUCAAGAGGAGUAAGGCGUGUUCCGUCGCGCCUACGCCUGGGUGGACCAAGGAGGUGCAGGAGGUCGUUUUGGAGAAGGGGAUCAGGGUGCUGGAUUGCCCUGGUGUGGUUGUGGAGGCGAGGGGUGAAGUCGAGGGUUCGUUGAGAGGUAUGGUCAAGGCGGAAGAUGUGCGAGAUCCUAAAGCACCUAGUGAGUUCAUACCUUGUUCAACCGAACCGCUUCCGUAGCAUCUGGUUCUGACCCUCGGUCUUUCUCUUCCCCAGUUGAAUUGAUCCUACAACGCUGCAAGAAGGAACACCUCCAAAUGCUCUACAACAUCCCCGCCUUCAUCGGCACCAAUGGCUUCUUACUCGAAGUCGCUCGCGCCAAGGGGCGUCUGCGCAAGGGCGGUGUACCUGAUAUCGAAGGGACAGCACGUUCAAUCCUUCAGGAUUGGGUCGCAGGGCGAAUCCCUUACUACACCUCCCCUCCUACCGUGCCGACUUCAUCGACGACGGUCGGCGUCACCCCCGUCGCGGCUGCAACAGAGUCGAUGGGAACGGUCACGGACACGGAUGUGAACCAAUCGACGCUGUUGACUGAAUUCGCGCCCGCGUUCGAUCUGGCCGCGUUGUUCGGUGAAGCGGAUGCCGUCGCGUUUGGUGAACAAGGGGCUGCUGGAUCGGCGGUCGUUGGGAAGGCGGUCAAGAUGGAGGGUAUGGAGGUGGAGACGGAGGACUCGAAUGUUGGGUGGGUGACGGGGGAGGUGAGUGAGGAUGAGGAGGAGGGUGGGAUCGAUGUGGAUGAUUUGUUGGAUGAUGAGGUGGAGCAAGUUGAUGAGGAAGGUGACGUCUCGAUGGACGUUCAGCCGACCAAGCCUUCGAACAAGAAGCAGGCACGUUCGAUGCCGACGAUCGUCUCCGUCGCUCCUGCGGUGUCGAACAAGCAGAAGAAUAGAUCGGUCACGUUCGAGCCUUCGGCCAACACGGUCAACACCAAAUCGAUCGUCGAGGAGACGCAAGGGAUCGGGUUGAACAAGGCCAAUGCGAAGAAGGCCAAGAAGGACAAGAAGAAGCUCAACAAGAUCAACAAGGAGGCGAGCGAGUUCGAGAGUCAAUUUGGCGAAGAGGCGGAUAUGGUUGGCAAUCAGCCGAAGAAGAGCAGGGUUGUGGCUGGGGGCGUGGUCGGGGAGGCGUAUUCGUUUGAAGAGUUCUUUGGGAAGAAGGAUGGCGAGAUUCUUCAGACUGAGGAGGAUGACGAAGAAGAGUUGUGA
Microbotryum saponariae is the source of this 2606-nucleotide messenger RNA. NCBI's taxonomy places the organism in Eukaryota, Fungi, Basidiomycota, Microbotryomycetes, Microbotryales, Microbotryaceae. The record is from the annotation of a GenBank genome assembly.